Messenger RNA from Entamoeba invadens IP1, 2448 nucleotides. RefSeq lists its product as hypothetical. The coding region runs from base 1 to 2448 and encodes 815 amino acids. The record is from RefSeq and is a predicted model, not a curated record. The transcript has a single exon. NCBI's taxonomy places the organism in Eukaryota, Evosea, Mastigamoebida, Endamoebidae.
AUGGCAACACAAUUAGACAGUUAUAGUUUAAUGAUAGUAUCAAAAUACUUUCAGUCGAUCGCCGACUUUAUCAACGCGACUCUCGUAUGUAAGAAGUUCAUAGCAACCAUCGCGAAGUUUCACUUCAAUCCGAUUCCUCUGACCUCCCACACACGUUCUUAUUUCACGCAUCUUGAAACGCAGUACCUCUAUUCCCCCACCGAUAUCAAAUUUUAUGACGGCUCUAUAUCUCGACACCUUGUCACCUACAAAACGCAGUUGACUGUAUUUCCCGCACAAACUGCCUUUCCGACUUUCUACACGAAAGUGCUGUAUAAAGAAUACGACACCAUUUCUGAGUCUUUUUGCCUUCCUCAAGGCAUUCACGUCUUUUGUGGGUUUGAAUAUCCAUACAACUCUGUGACUGCUCUCACAGUCUCAUCAAGUGUCGUCGAACUUGCCGACGACUGCUUUUCCCGCUGUGAGAAUUUGGUCCACAUCACCCUCCCCGACACCCUCACCCGGGUCGGUGACCGAUGUUUCAGUUUUGCAAUGUCUCUCCAAGAAAUCAGUCUUCCAACUAACUUGACACGCCUGAGCAAAGCAUGUUUUAAGUUCUGCUCGGCACUGUCCGCUGUCACCAUGUCGAGAUAUAUCACUGAAAUUCCAGAGAAGGCGUUUUACGCGUCACUGUGUAUGAAACAUUUUCAGAUCCCCUUUGGCGUCACACGACUGUGUACUCAAAGUUUCUCGUUCUGCCAAUUUGAGUCGAUUGAAAUUCCGCCGACGAUCUCGAUAUUUGGAGAUGAAGUCUUUUCGACGUGCGAGAAGGUGACGAGCAUCGCAUUCCCAGACUCUUUACAAGAUAUCGGCAACUGCACUCUCCAACACUGUAAAAGUCUGCUGAAUGUCCAUCUUCCACUGAGUUUAACACGAUUAGGAAAUUAUGUGGUGCACGACUGUUUAAGUCUCAGUACAAUGAACGUCCCAACAAGUGUGAAGGUCAUUGGGACGUUUCCACUCUCGCGGUCGGUAGUGAAAUAUUUGAAUUUACCGGAGGCCCUUGUCACAACGAUUUUGAGUCAGACGGAGAACCUUGAAAAGAAGAGUUUGUGUUGCUUUCAAUUAGAAAGCGUGAAGGUGCCGAGUCGAGUCUCCGAGUUGGUUGGGUCCUUCAUCGACUGCGAACAAUUAAAAGAUGUGAGUCUUCCGACUACAAUUAUUAAAUUGGAUGAAAGCUUUAAUGGAUGUUCAGGACUUGUGUCUAUUAGUGUGCCAACAUCAGUGACGUUCAUCGGGAAGAAGUGCUUUAAACGAUGUGAGUCCCUUCAAUGUGUCACUUUACACGCACCCUUACAUCUAUUGGAUAUUAAGUGCUUUAAAUUCUGUUACUCACUAAAAGAGAUUGAAUUACCGAAGUCGAUCACAUUACUGAAAGAUGGAUGCUUUGCCGAGUGUGUGAAAUUGCAUAAAGUGGUUGGUGAGGGGGUUGUUGAGUUGACGAGGAAAACGUUUGAGAAUUGUAAAAAGUUGCAAACCCUGUGUUUACAAGUGCCGUUGCGACUGAAUGAGAUGGAGAAGUGCUUUAAACAAUGCAGCUCGAUGACGUCAUUUUCCUUUGGAGAGGAGAAAAAUAAGAAGAAGUGUCAUUUAGUGUCACAAACUUCAUUUCAGUGUGAAGCGAUGUUUGAGAUGUGUUAUUCAUUACAACGUGUGACACUGCCAAAGAUGAUUAAAAUGAUACCGAAACGGAUGUUUAAAGACUGCGUCUCGUUAUUUGAGAUAGACAUUCCCCACUCUGUGACAAUGAUUUCAGAAGAAUGUUUCAUGAACUGUCACAUGUUGUCUAAUUUCCAUAUUCCAACAUCAAUUCUUUACUUUGGCGAAAGAUGCUUUAAAGGCGUUGGACUCACACAAAUCGUUUUGAAUGAGUCCACACACGUUGUUUUGGAGAAAAAGUGUUUUGAAGGGAAUGCCGUGCAAAGGUUCAAGAUCCCGGCAGUAAAAAGUUUUGAUGGAUGUCUGAAGAAUAACGCGAAAUUACUUGCACUGACCCUCCCACAGUCAAUACAAAAGUUCGCUAAUGUCUUCGACGGAUGCUCGGAACUCACGGAAAUUGUCUUUGAGAACGAUGUCACAUCUUUUGGGUCGUUGCAAUUUACUCAAUGCACACAAGUCAAACACAUUGCGCUCCCCAAAACACUGAAAACCCUCCAAACGUAUUUCUUCUCGGGGCUGCAAUGUCUUAUGGAAAUGAAGAUUCCUAGUGGGGUAUCAGUCAUUCCAGCUUAUUGUUUUGCAAAUUGCUCGGCACUGACGGAAGUGAAGACCCAUAGAGGAAUCACCGAAAUAUGCCAAUUCGCAUUUUUGAAUUGCGUGUCUCUGCCAUCUCUACUUGUAAGCUCGUCAGUGACUAUAUCAAGUCUUUCAUUCGCAAAUUCUUCUGCAAAUUUGAUAUUCUUUAAUUGA